AUGUCGUUUCGUGAAUGGCCAAUUACUGAUGUCUUUUAUGUCAACCUUUCUCUCUACCUGGAUGCUCCUGCCUACCUCCAGCAGGUAUCGCAGUGGGAAGAGCGGGAGGCCCGGCUCCACCUCCUGGAGGACAGACUGUCCUAUUUGCGGCUCCAGCUGAGGAACGCUCACGCAGAGCUCAACGCCAUGAAGGAAGAGGCUGAGAAGAGCAAGCGGCGGCAGGAGAUGCCUCCGUGGACUGCCACUGAACGCCUCGCUCUCCUCCCCGCGCAGGCCAUCUUGUCCGAGAAGGAUCGGGAGCUCUUGAGGUUGCGUGCGACCAUCUCUGCUUUAGAGGCUGAGCUGUGUGACAUGGAAAGGCUGCAGGGGGAAUACAAGCACCAGCUGGAGAGGCAGCAGGAUGAGGCCUUGCGAGAGAAGGAGAAAGAAUUAUUGCAAUUGCGGGAGGCGCUGGAGUGUGAAAAGCAACAAGUACUGCAAGAGGUGCAGAGCACUCUGCUUCAGGAGAGAAAGAAGUGGGAAGCAGAAGCGAGGGCUGCCCUCCAGAUGCAGCGGGAGGCUCUGCUAGAGAAGGACCGGAGGAUGCAGGCUGACCUCCGGGUAGCCCUGGAGGAAGAGAGGAAAACUGCCCUUGCUUUGCGGGACGAAACAGCCAACCUCCACGCGCGGAUCCAGGAGUUGGAGAGCCAGGCCCGUUUGUUCCAGGCAGAGAAGAGGGUGGCGGUGGAAGAACUCCGGGAGCAGCUACAGAAGGAGAAAGAACAGGCCCUGAGACACCUCCGGGAUGACCUGGAACAGGAAAGGGUGCAAGACAUGGAGCGGAUGAGAGCGAAGCUGCAAGAGGCCGAGGAACAGCAGGGGAUUCUACGGGCCGAGGAGAGAAAGUCCGGCGCUGAAUGGGCAGAACGCUCGCUGGCCAUGGAGGUCGCCUCCAUGGCCCGGCAACUCCAGGACCUGCUUCCCCGGAAGGCUGGCAGGCUUAGCUUCUCCCAGGGGCCACACAGGAGUCCGGCUGUCUUCUCCUCUGGCCACACGCUCCGGGCCGUGCGGGAAAUUUGCCAAGACACGCAGCGCUACCUCCAGGAGCUGAGACACGAGGCAGAGAUGCAGAAGCACGAAAUCCUUCCGGUCCAGAAGGAGAAGGGCUGUUACCCCCACCUGCGCUCUUCCUGCGCCAGACAGCUAAAUGGAACAUCUUUCUCUAGCCAGGGCAGUUUUAGCACCCAAAAACUCUUGCGUCUCCUGCAGGGCCAGAUCCGAGAGCUGCGGGCAGAGAAGGCUGGGUACCACGGAGGCAGCCCGGACCACCUCAGCGUGUUCCGGGAGGAUCUGGCCAACACAGACACAGAAGCAAAGUAA
Pogona vitticeps (central bearded dragon) is the source of this 1359-nucleotide messenger RNA. Lineage: Eukaryota; Metazoa; Chordata; Lepidosauria; Squamata; Agamidae. The record is from RefSeq and is a predicted model, not a curated record.